GAUUAAAUGGUCGUAAAAUUAUUGUGUUGUGCUUCUCAGUUCUAAUGAAAGUGAUAUAGUAUAAAAAUGGAUGUAAAAUAAUUAAAGUACGAAUUUUAAUAAAUAUAUCCACGCACUUUUUAAAAGCUGAUUAAAAUAACCAGGAAAGGUAUGCGUGUUUUCAAUAAAGCAAUUGAAUUAUAGGGCCGACGCGUAUUACGAGACUCGUGUUAAAUCGUGAUUCGUGUAUCAAAGGAGUAUAAUCAUUGGAAGUGCACUAAACGACAAUAGUUCGGGAAAAUGUAUUUUUAAAUAUAUAUUGCGGAAUUACAAGUGCUUUCUACAAUUAUACGAUAUCAAAUAAAAUCAUAGUUUUCACAGUGAGUUGAAGUUGAAGGCAUCUGUUAAAGAAAUAGUACAAAAGCCUACGUUACGAUUCGUAGUUUAGUGCGGUAUUUGUGCAAUUCGUGAAUAAAAAAUGUGUCUGAGUAUCACCAAUCGCAGCAUCAAUCCAUUGUCCAUUGUGCCAUGCAUGCGAAAUGGAGUUAAAUUUAACUUGAUACUAAUACUGUUCUUGAAUCUGUUGCUGAAUUCACGCAGUCAAUUGCUGAUAAACGUACAAAAUCAAGGUGGCGAGGUCAUUCAAGAAAGCAUCACCUCCAAUGUCAGCGAGGACAUAAUUACUUUAGAAUUUCAAAAAACGGAUGGUACACUUAUCACACAAGUCAUUGAUUUUCGAAAUGAGGUCAAAAUCGUCAAAGCUCUCGUGCUGGGUGAAGAGGAACGUGGCCAAAGUCAAUAUCAAGUCAUGUGCUUUGUGACGAAAUUCAAUAAAGGCGAUUUUAUCUCCUCCGACGCAAUGGCCAAAUUACGUCAGAAGAAUCCCAGCACGAUACGUACACCGGAGGAGGAUAAGGGGCGGGAGUCGUUUACGAUGACAUCGUGGGUUCAUCUAAAUCGCUCUUUACCAAUAACGCGCCAUCUGCAGACUUUGUGUGCUGAGGCCGCUGAUGCGACAUAUGUACGCAGUGCCGAUUUGAAGGCGUGGGCUGAAUUGCCAGGUUCAUCUAUAUCCAGCCUAGAGGCAGCCACAGAGAAAUUUCCCGACACACUUUUCUCGCGUUGCAAUGAGGUUAGCGGCUUAUGGGCACCAUGCCUAUGCACAUUAGAAACCUGCAUCGGCUGGUAUCCUUGCGGCCUCAAAUAUUGCAAAGCUAAGAAUGGCGGCGACUCGUCGGCGGCACAACCCAACUAUCGUUGCGGCAUUAAGACGUGUCGCAAGUGCAGUCAAUUUACCUAUUAUGUGCGACAGAAACAACAAUGUCUAUGGGAUGAAUGACGAGGGCUGCAUAUGGGCAUUAACAGUUACUGCAACCAUAAAACUUGCUCAGUGAAUAAAUGGCCAACAACAACAGCAGCCAGCAAUCGUUAUCGUUCGUCAUCACCGCCACAUCGACGUUGGUAUGCGAAUAAGAAUAUAUUUUGUGGUAGCAAUAAACUCUGCGUUUCAUACAACAAUCGAGACUUUGCCACGGCGGUGGCAGUCAAUCACGAACAAAUGUUUCUGUUACAAUUGCCACUGCUCUUCGUAGUAUCAUCGUCAUCAGAUGCGGUAGCAGCGACACCAAUAAACUAUUGAAGCCGUUGUAACCAACUGGAUGUAUGAUGAUCUUCCUUGUUGGAACUCUUUGUUGAGGGAGAUCCAUGCUACGAAUUAUCGUCCUUCUCGAGAUCCUUUCUUUUUCCAUCAUAGCUAUUAAGUGCUGAUUUUCCGUACAUCUUGUAGGGAUUUGUUUUCGAGUUUCAAAAUUCGUCAUUGGUUUGUGCGAAAUUGAUUUAUUUAAUUAAUUAAUUUUCGAGGUAGCGCGAACGCGAAAUUAGCUAAGAUAUAAUAAUAUUGUUAAAUAAUUCGCCUUAUUUUCAUCUUAAAAAAUCUUGUGUAAAAUUUUUCUUUGUUUGUUGUCUUCUUUGGUUGCUGAUUGUACUUAUUUUUAUAUGUUAUUGUUUUGUGGUUGUUGCUUUUCGCGCCAUAUGCUUUCAAAGCACGAUACCAAAACCACUAGAAGUGUGGGAGGUAUAAAGCAGAUCCACACACUCACUCACAUUGAAAAAAAAAAAAAAAUAAUAAUAAUAAUUGAACUCCUUUUUUGAGUUCGACUCCUUUUGCAUUAGACAAAUUAGGCUUCUCAUCUCUUUCAAGUAAAGGAAACUCAUUUCUGUCGUCUCAUAUUUAAAUAUUUUUAUUUUCUUUUUUCUGAAUAUACGUAGUUGGGCCAUUCUUUGUAUCACCAUGACUUUUGUUGUUCUUCCGUGGUACUUUUUGUUCUUGCGGAACGGACGUUUAAUGGACGUUUAAUAUGUAUUGAAAGGAAAUGUGAUCUGUGUGCAGUUGGAAGCUAUUAGUCAGCUAUACUAAUAUAUAAAUUAGGCAAUUCUAUUUAUUAGACAAUUUUAUUUUACGACACGAUCACUUUCAAAGCCGAUCUUCUUCUGUUCUUGUUUUACAAUAUUUUACUUAAGCUAAGCCUAU
This is a messenger RNA of Anastrepha obliqua, 2509 nucleotides long. It is a transcript of the gene oaf, whose product is annotated as out at first protein. Lineage: Eukaryota; Metazoa; Arthropoda; Insecta; Diptera; Tephritidae. Bases 458 to 1318 code for a protein of 286 amino acids. The transcript has 5 exons. The record is from RefSeq and is a predicted model, not a curated record.